This is a messenger RNA of Symbiodinium pilosum, 468 nucleotides long. The record is from the annotation of a GenBank genome assembly. NCBI's taxonomy places the organism in Eukaryota, Dinophyceae, Suessiales, Symbiodiniaceae.
AUGCCGUACGUCCAGCAGGUAGCAGUUGGCCGAAGAGAAUGCCUUAGCGUCUUUGGGAAUGAUUACGACACGCACGAUGGGACCGGCGUGCGGGAUUACAUCCAUGUAGAUGAUCUGGCAGAGGGCCACAUUUGCGCCAUGGAGAAGCUCAUGACCAUGGACGGCGGCUGCAUUACCCACAACCUGGGCUCUGGCAAGGGCUACUCAGUCCUAGACAUGGUCAAGGCCUUCGAGGAAGCAUCUGGCAAGCCGAUAGCCUACAAGGUGGUGGACCGAAGAGCCGGAGACUUGGGAACCGUCGUGGCCAACGCGUCCAAGGCAAAAGCUGACUUCGGCUGGGAGACCAAGCGUGGGCUCAAGGAGAUGUGCGAAACCGCCUGGAAAUGGCAGAGCGAGAACCCGUACGGCUACGAAGAUGGUGAGAAGGAUGAUUCUAGAGGGUUUAGGGUUGAGGGGUUUAGGGUUUAG